AUGCAAUUGCAACCUCCAGCUUAUGAAAGUCUUGCAGCUGUAGACAAUAUGAUUGGUGAUGAUCAUUCAAAUAGUAAUGUGGAACAAGGAAUUAUUCAUCCAGUUAGACGGCGACCAUUUGGUAAAUCUCUGCGUAAUCGAUUGAAUCAUAUUGUCAGUAUGUAUAUACCCGGAAAUAAUCCUAUAGAAAACCGUUUAGUCGGUAUUGAUGAGACAACAGAUCAUACAGGAUUAUUAUCUUCUAACGAAAGUAAAUUAGGAUUUCCUUCUACGAAAGAUGAUGAAUUAUAUGAUAUAAAGUUAAUUUAUCCAGGUGAUCAAUUAAUCAAAGGUAUUCUUCGUUAUGCUAGUCUACCAGAUAAAUUUUCGCCUAAUGAAUCUCCAAAAAUCACAUGUCUAGCUGCAGAUCAUAAAAUAAUUUAUAUUGGAUUAGAAAAUCUACCAUAUAUAUUUCUAAUUUCUGCUGAGUCAAGUGAUUGGAAUGAUCAAAAUUAUCAUAAAUUUGAAAGUAAUCAUUACAAGGGUUGUUUACAUCUUCAUUCUACUGGAGUUGGAAAUAUUUUACCUCAUGAAUUAUGUGCUCAUUCUACUAAAACUAAUCAUACUUUCCUCUACAUCGUUGGAACUAUACAAACUGAUAAUAUGAAACAAGAAAAGAAAUGGAUUUUGGCGAAAUUUGAUUUGAAUGGUCAACAAAUUGCUCGUAGUCGUACUUAUUCAUAUCAACGUUAUUCUGGUUUAUCUGUAGACACUAAUGAUGAUCAUUUAUUGCUUGCUUGUCCUUCAAUCAAUGAAGUAAAUUCAUCGAAUAUUGAUUCGCCAGGACAAAUAUGUAAGUUAACCCCAGGAUUUGAACGUCGAGUAUUCUCUAUUACAAUGGGUAAAGAGUCUGUUUUCUAUAAACCAAAUUAUGUAACACAAGAAACAGCCGGUCAUUGUUGUUGGGCUUCUGUUGAACGUAUCCUUCAUUCUACAGAAAAUACAGAAAAUAUUUAUCAACCUACAAGAAGACUUUUAGCAUUUCCUGGACGUCAACCUAUUGGUGAAUUAAAACAAAGUGCACGUGAAUGGUUACAUGCUUAUUCAUGGGAUUUUGCUGAUUUGAAACCAGGUAGAAUAACUGCUUUCGAUGCUGAUCGUUUAUUGGUGAUUGAUUCAGAGAAUGGAACACUUUCUUAUAUUACUUGGGUAAAUAAUGAAGAGAAACCGAACUUGUAUCGUAUUACCCGUCCAUCAACGAAACCUAUACGUUUGCUAUAUUCAACAUACAAUUCGAAAUGUUUAUCCAAUGAAUCAAGUAAAAAUGUUGCCUAUUUUGUAGCUGGUUCUAGUAUAUUCUCUUUUGCAUUUUGCCCCAAUACUUGUACAACAACAACAACAUUUAAUGAUAAUAGUAAUAAUAAAAAUGAUAACACUACUAUUAACAACAAUCACACAAGUAAUAACGUCAGUCACGCAUAA
Messenger RNA from Schistosoma mattheei, 1461 nucleotides. Lineage: Eukaryota; Metazoa; Platyhelminthes; Trematoda; Strigeidida; Schistosomatidae. The record is from the annotation of a GenBank genome assembly.